Molecule: messenger RNA, 3059 nt
Organism: Ixodes scapularis (black-legged tick)
Lineage: Eukaryota; Metazoa; Arthropoda; Arachnida; Ixodida; Ixodidae
Product: beta-1,4-N-acetylgalactosaminyltransferase bre-4
Exons: 8
Coding region: 607-1788 (393 amino acids)
Biological process (GO): carbohydrate metabolic process; glycosphingolipid biosynthetic process
Molecular function (GO): N-acetyl-beta-glucosaminyl-derivative 4-beta-N-acetylgalactosaminyltransferase activity
Source: RefSeq, a predicted model, not a curated record
CUCCGCACGAAUGGAACCGAAUGGAACGGCCGGAGACGCCGGAGAAGUAAGUGCUCGCGCGCUUCGGGAUCUCGGAGGUUUAGCCACCCUGUCGGAGGCCAUGAGAAAGCAGAAGUAGUUUGAGGAAGGCGCCCUAGAUGGCAGAGCUGGUCUAAACCUUUGUUUAAUAGUUGCGAGAUGGCGCCACGGUCUUUGUGGCAUUCUGCCCAUUUCUGAAAAUCUACGGCGCAAGGGGCACGAGCAAAAACAAUAUUUGCGGCGGAGGCAACCGGCUGCCUUCUCGCUGCUUCUGUCUUCUCUUGCAUUGUGCGGGCGUUGUGUGAAGUGGAAGCGUGUGCGUGCCGUGCUCUGGAAUAGACGUUUGAACGCGCUAUGCCCUGAAACACACGUGGUUGCUACUGCCUGCCGCGUCCCGCUGACGGGAGUGCGUUCAUUUCUCGGCGCUGUCGUCGGACCGGCCUCGAGGUGCGUCGCCGAGAUCGCGAUGGGGACCCCAAGGUUACGCGGGUCUCCGCGCCGCGGGCCCGCCAGGCCAGCCCGCUGCUGCUGCUGGUCUGCGACGUCAGGGCGGCGCUCUGAUAAAGUCAAAGCUCCGGCCAGGCCCUGAUGCCCAAGCGCUUGCCAAGUGAUGCUCCUAAGAAGGUGCUCGAGGCUAGGAUGUUAUCAGCAGCUGCAACUGGCGACUCCAGGAGUUGUGGCAGGAUGUCCGGCCUCUGUCGCAGCCACUUCUACAAGGUCCUGGCGGUCAUUCUGGUGGCUUUCCUGCUCUUUGAGUACAGCUUUAACCUGCUGGCCUACCCUCAGAAGACAACCCGGGUUGUUCCCUCAAGCAUCUCGUGGAUGUUUGGGCCUUCGUCGGGUGCAGACUCGGACGUUUUCAAUGCCAGCUUUGGCAACAGGACUCAGAGUAGUGAGGGGAGUGCUGGGAACGGGACAGGCAAGAGAAACUCCAGUGUGGUUGCAGUGUCUACCGCCAAGUCCUUGGAGCUCUGCCCUCUAGUUCCUCCCAAUUUAGUCGGCCGCCUAAAAGUCUUACUACAAGCCCCGUCAUUCGAUGAGAUGGAGAAGAAGUUCACGCACAUCAUGCUGGGAGGGAGGUUCAAGCCAAAGGACUGCCUGGCCAGGCAUCGGGUGGCCAUACUCAUACCAUACAGGGACCGGGAGGACCACCUCAGGGUUUUCCUCUACAACAUGCACCAGAUGCUACCUCGGCAGCAGAUAGACUAUGGCAUUUUCGUCAUAGAAGAGGCGGGGCAAGCGAAAUUCAACCGAGCCAAACUGUUCAACGUUGGAUACCUAGAGGCAUUGGCAUUGUACGACUACGACUGCUUCAUCUUUCACGAUGUGGAUCUCAUCCCCGAGGAUGACCGCAAUCUCUACACCUGUCCCGAGCAGCCGAGGCACAUGUCUGUGGCCAUCGACACUAUGCAGUACAGGCUUCCCUAUGUCGGGAUAUUUGGAGGAGUUAGUGCCCUGAACAAAAAACACAUGAAACUUGUGAAUGGCUUCUCUAAUCAAUAUUGGGGAUGGGGCGGUGAAGAUGACGACAUGUCUUACAGGUUGCAACACCACCAUUUGAAAAUUUCAAGGUAUCCUGCAAACAUUGCAAGGUACACAAUGCUUCGACAUGCUAAGGACACUCCCAGUCCCGAAAGGUACAAGCUUCUCUUCAAGGGGAAGACACGAUACAAAACCGACGGCAUCAACAGUGUCAAUUAUGAAAGGAAGGAUCUUGUGCUCAAGAAGCUUUACACUUGGGUCUUGGCUGACCUGAAAGCCCCGAAAUGACGGCCAGGCGUACCCAGACUGUUCAGGUGGCGCCACGAUUCCCGAGUGUUGACUACUCUAGUGUCUGCAGUGUGCGUGUGUGUGAAGUACUUCUAAAGUGUGAAGUGCGGCAGUUCUGUGUUCUUCUGUGAAACGACUUCAGCCCCCUCGUGCCACAUUCGGCUCAGUUGACUGAGGAGUGCAAGAAAAACUUUUCUUCGAAACAGUGCAACAUGCUUCAGCAGUUCUCGUUUCAAUCGCUCUGCAGCUCUGCCUGCACUUGCCAAUGGGUGCAAUAUGCAAAAAUCCGGGACCUUCUUCAAAAGCCAUAUACCUUCCAUCCAACCACUUACAAGUUGUGCAGCGUUUUCCAAAAGUGAUGCUUUCUACCGAGCAACCCUCUCACAGCUGUAGUCUUUUUUUUUUUUUUUUUACGUGCUCUCCCGUGUGUUUGUGCCUGAAAUUGCACUGGAGCUCCUUAUUUUGUUCACUCGACACAUUUUACGUAAUUUUCAAAAGGAGCAUAGUACACCAACGCUGAUGCUUUCUAGAACUGAGGAAUAUUUUGGUGGGGCUUUUUUUCAUCUUUUUUUACUUGCAUAUGAAAUAGGUCUUGUACAGGGGGGAGAGUGCCCUUUUUUGUGACUACUAGUAGUAUUCAUUUUUUAACAUGGGGCAAUGUUGUUGCAUUUGUUCUGGAAGUGAGGACGGGGUAUGUCCAAAUGCUUCGGCUGUGAUUUGUUUGCGCCGUUUUUUGGUGACAUGAGCGCCGUGUGUCAUUGAAGUGCCAGGCUCAGUAUUGUUUGUGCAUUGUGGUUGAAACUUGCAAAGGUUACAAAUAGCACAAAGAACAUGUUUGUUUUUCUUUUCAUAGUAUUUUUAUGUGAGAACAGUGAAAUAAUCCAGGUCAUCUUGUUGAGCCCAGAUUUCUCUUGCUUGUCUUAUUACUUUUAAUGUUCUUGUUUUCUUUAGAUUGUUUGAUAAUUUUAGUUCAUCACACAAGAGGACAUAUGAAACGUUAAUGUGGUAUGUUUCCCUUUUUUUUUAGGAACUAUAUGUAUGUUGACAAAUGUGUGAAGAGUCUGGGUUUCACUCUGAAGUCACCAGUGAGCCAAUUUUUUUAGUAUUGAGAGUCGCAUUGUCACCAGAGUGAUUGUAAUGUGAUGCCUUUCACACAAUUCUCUGAAGCUUUCCAAUGUUGAUAUUUUCAGCAACUGUGACUGGUUAGCAUUUUGUUGCUGUCCUAUUUAUUAUGUUGCAAAGCUGAAAAAACAAAAUAUUCCAAAAGCAUG